Messenger RNA from Penicillium mononematosum, 540 nucleotides. RefSeq lists its product as uncharacterized. The transcript has a single exon. The coding region runs from base 1 to 540 and encodes 179 amino acids. The record is from RefSeq and is a predicted model, not a curated record. Lineage: Eukaryota; Fungi; Ascomycota; Eurotiomycetes; Eurotiales; Aspergillaceae.
AUGGCAACAUACCAAGGGAUUCUGUUACACCUCAUCUUCUCCCUCCUCCACAACCACGACCCGUCAGAUCUGCAAUUGUCACAAGUUCUCCCCGAGAUCCCCUCUCAGCUUCUCGUUUCUCUCGUGCGCAGCUGUUUGAAGCGACGCAUGUUCUUCUAUCCCUCAAUACUGGCCCAGUUCAAACAAGGAGUUGACCCCGAUGUUUUCAUCUGGCUUGGUAUCGAGGAAGUCAAGCGUUUUAACUUGUCCUUGUACAGGGUAUGCAGGCAUGCCCGGGUAUACGACACUAAACUCUUGGAAGAUGCGCCCAAUUUUAAUCCUCGGCGUGGACCACGGUCACCGGAUGAAAGACUUCUUUCCCUGGCAGACCUGCAAUUUGCUGUGCCGGGCAGUGAUGAGCUCUGGCAUGCUACUUCUGACUUGGCCGUGAAAAUUGCAGGAAGCGAAGCCGCGUAUGCCAAUGAUAACAUUGAAGACAAGUGGAUUUCUCAGACUGCGCGAGUGUUGCAGCCUCAUGGUCAACAGUUUGAGUGGAUAUAA